Miscanthus lutarioriparius is the source of this 240-nucleotide messenger RNA. The record is from the annotation of a GenBank genome assembly. NCBI's taxonomy places the organism in Eukaryota, Viridiplantae, Streptophyta, Magnoliopsida, Poales, Poaceae.
AUGGCCAAGGGAAAGGCUAAGGCUGAUGCUUUUGCAUCCUCUCGUGAGAGUGCUACAAUGAAGUCACUUCGGGAAACACUUGUUGCCACUGGCCCUCCCCCAAUGCCACAGCUUACUGAUCCUCAUGCAGCAUUAUUGCAGAGACUAGAGGCAAUCCCAAUGACACCAAAUGAGAGGGUUCUUCUUGGUGAACAUUUGUCUACCAAGGAAAUUAAAGUGUCAAGAAAAUCAUUUUCUUGA